Messenger RNA from Penicillium angulare, 1350 nucleotides. Its product is annotated as velvet factor family protein. Bases 1 to 1350 code for a protein of 449 amino acids. The record is from RefSeq and is a predicted model, not a curated record. NCBI's taxonomy places the organism in Eukaryota, Fungi, Ascomycota, Eurotiomycetes, Eurotiales, Aspergillaceae. The transcript is spliced from 2 exons.
AUGCCUAUGGUAUAUCAACCUUAUCUGUAUCAUGAGCCUCGUCAUGUGCCCCCACAAGAGCCGCCGGGGUAUGCACGCCCAGAACUAUCAACGCUGCCUGGUCCUCGACUACCACCCUUGGGUCAAAUAAUGGACAGCAGUCUAGAUCCAAGGUAUAGGGCUUAUUCGGACAAUAGCUAUGUGAACUAUCAGCCUCUACCGCAAACAUUGCCGUUACGGAUGCAUCAUCAAGGUCCUAUUAUCACAGAUCCGCGCGGUGAUUAUACCCAAUAUGAAGAAAGAUCGAGUCCUAUUCUAAGCCAUGACGGCGAACUCCCUAGUCAUCGGUUGCGGACAUACGACUUGGAGUCCCAUCACAGCAGCAGUUCCACAGCUUUACCAAGUCCUAUAUACUCGGAAAAAAGCCCCAUCUCCUUCACUGGGUUUCAAGCAGCAGCAAUACCAGCAAAUACACCAAAAGAAUCACGACAGACCGGAACAGCAAGCUACAGUAUACCCCAUGGUUUUGACAAAAUUCUAAACCACGAACCUGAACCUGACCCUGACCCCGAACCAUCACCAUCACCAUCACCUUCGUCUUCACCUUCACCACCGCCAUGCCGAGACUCCACUCAACCCAGGUAUCACCUACAUGUUCGUCAACAGCCCGUUGCAGCACGAGCAUGCGGUGCAGGCGAUCGAGAUCGUCGCCCCGUCGACCCCCCACCAAUCGUUCAGAUUCUCCUCACCGACUUCGAUUCAGAAUCCCAAGAUGACAAGGACAUUCUUCAAGACCCACGGUUCACAGUAGGAUGUCUACUUUUCCCAGUCACCGACUCGGGUAAUUGGGCCCAGCCACCAGAUACAGAACAAGCAGAGAGAGAACGUGAUAAACGAGAACCCGACGGUGUAGCCCGUGCAGACGACAAUCUAUCAACCCCACUCCUCUCAGGGAAAGCAUUCAUGUCACCAUUCUACGUAGAUGCAGAUCCAGAUCCAAAUUCUGCACCUACACACCCCUCUUCCGACGAUACGCAACUCACAAGCCCUACUACUCAACAUCCUGGCUUGCGGAAUGCAUCGAAACUUCAUCAGCCUGCGACGUUUUUUAUUUUUGCCGAUCUAUCUAUUCGCUCUGCUGGUCUUUAUCGGCUGCAGUUUCGGCUCAUGAAUUGGGGUUCUGUUGAGGAUACCGGCCAAUCUAUGCCUAUUCUUGCUGAAGCUUGGUCUGAUCCUUUUCGAGUUUAUCCUGCGAAGGAUUUCCCGGGAAUGAGAGAUUCUUCUAUUUUGGCUGAAGGAUUGAAGGAGCUUGGGUUUGUGGAGUUGAAGACUCGUGGUAAGGGGAAAGGUAAAGGUAGAAAGAGGUCUUGA